CACCGUUAUGCUGCGCAAGCGUCUAUCGACACAGACGAAACGUUUUAUGGGUGAGGUUUUGCUGUGUCAAUGACAAAGGAUGGGUGACAUUGACUUUGAGGAGCAGUUGGAACUCGAACGCCUUGAGAGGGAGAGUAAAGAGAAGGCAACUCAGGGUCCGCCAGGGAUCAGAGUUGAUGAUGAUGGUACUACAUAUGAGUGGGACCCGGAGAAACAGGCAUGGUUCCCAAAGAUUGACACUGACUUCAUAGCCCAGUACCAGAUGAACUAUGGUGUAGAAGGAGGGGAAGAUAAAGAAAAACAGAAUCAGGAGUACUAUCAGAACUACUAUGCGGCAGCUGUGCAGCAGGAAGAGGUGUUAUCUCGCCAGAAGAAAGAAGCUGUGGGGGAGGAGUCUCAUGAUGAAUCUAUCAAAAAACUGGAACACCUAGAGGACACCUGGCAGGAUGAUGGUGCAGGGCAGAAUGAUUCAAGGGAAGAAAUGGAAAAAUACACAGAAGAACAAAAGAAGCAAUACAAUGACUACUGGUCCUACUACUACAACACCGACUACCAUGACUACUACGCUGACUGCAUGGCUCAGCCUGCCCAGGAAGAGGGGAAGGGGGAAGGUUCCACUGAGGGAGUGGAAGCUGUGAAGGGGGAUGGGACGCAGGAGGGAGAGGAGGCUGGAAAAAAGAAAGGCAAAAAGAGAAAACCACCGCCGAGACCGGAAGGUUGGUUUGAAGUGAAUGAAGAACACAACACAAAUGUCUAUGUGUCAGGCUUGCCUUUUGACAUUAAACUGGAAGAGUUCACAGAAAUGAUGACCAAGUAUGGUUUGAUUAUGUUUGACCCUCGCACAAAGAAGCCCAAGGUGAAACUGUACCUGGAUGAGAAUGGUCAACCCAAGGGGGAUGGGAGAUGCUGCUUUAUCAAGAAGGAGUCAGUGGAUCUUAUCCUGAGCCUACUUGAUGGGGCCGACUACAAAGGCCAUAAGGUACACGUGGAACCAGCUCAGUUCUCCAUGAAGGGCAACUUUGAUCCAACCAAAAAGAAGAAGAAACUUUCUAACAGGGAGAAGAACAAGUUUAGGGAAAAGCAGGCCAAAUUGUUCGACUGGCGUCCUGAAAAACCGAGGGGGGCCAGAAUGAAGCAUGAGAAAGUUGUCAUCCUUAAGAACGUGUUUGAUCCAAAAGAGUUUGAGGAUGAUCCGGUGAGGAUUCAAGCGCUAAAAUCCAAGAUGCAGACGGAAUGUACCAAGUAUGGCGAGGUGAAAAAGGUUGUCGUUCAAGAUCGCCAUGAGGAUGGUGUAGUGCAGGUCACAUUUGCAGAGGCUGAGAUGGCUGAUAUGUGUGUGGAGUACAUGAACCAGCGUUUUCUUGGGCCUCGUCGACUCCUGGCUGCAGUCUGGGAUGGACAAACCAAGUACGAGGUUCAGGAAUCUGAGGCAGAACGCGAGGCACGGUUGAAAAAGUGGGCGGAGUUUUUGGAAGCUGAGGAGGAGGCAAAAUCUAAGUCGGCGGCUGGUUCUUUAAGUGCUACGGGAACUACUAAGGUAGAGGACUCUGCAGCUAGUUCUAGCGGAUUGAGUGCUAGCUCUGUUAGUGGGUCAAGUGCUAGCUCAUCUAGUGGAUUAAGUGCUAGUUCGUCUGACGGAUUAAGUGCUAGCUCUUCUAAUGGGGCAAAUGCUAGCUCCUCAGGUGACAGUGGUUCAAAAGAUGACACAGUUACUGAGAGUGUGAACACUGACAAUGUCAUAUCACAAAUAGCAAGUUCUAGUGAACGUAUAUCAGGUGUCAGCACUGCUAGUAGCUCUAGCGCUGUAGUACCAAGUUUGGAAACUGUUGGAUCAAGUUCAGGAACCAGUAUGCAGGUCUCAGGCUCAGGUGGUGAGAGUAUGGACGAGGUUAGCUCCAGUACCAAUGGUGUGUCCCUGGGGAGGGCAGGGCCCAGUGGACUCACAGGGGAUCGAAACAGUGCUGGGGACGGAGUGACUUCAUCAGGCCAGGGAGAGGCUAUGGAUGAUAACACAUGAGCUGCCUGGAAUUGGAAUACAGGAAUUUGUAUAUUUGAAAGUUUACAUACUGAAACAAUUGGUUAAAUGUUUAUCGUGGGUACUAUUAACUUUACAGAAUACAAACAUGUACACAGAUCCAAUGAACGUCACAGCUUGUGAAAGUGGUAUUUGUUAUACUAGUAUAACUUGAUGUACAUGUUUGUAGAUAUUUACAUGUAAAUGUAUGUAUUGUUUUGGCCUAAAACACUCCAUUUAAUUGCUUUAAAUGAGAAAAUAAUUGUUGUUGGAUAAAGUUUCAUUGAAAGUAUUGUAUUUAUCUAUUUGUAUGAAUGAAUGGCAAAUAAAUCCAACCUGGUACUACACAGGUAGAUUUUUUUAUAUGUUUUUGAUUGUAGUUGAAUAAAAUGGACAUCAUAAACUGACAAAGCUUUCAUAGAUUUUUUUCUGCACCAUUUAAAGUCUUUAAAAUCAGACUUUUGGAUGAACAACCUUGAAUUCUUACAUUGUGUUUGGCAUCAAAAAUUUUAACAAGCCCAGCUAUUUAAAAUUCAGAAUUUGAAAAAGUUCUGCAAACAUUUUACCAGUACAGGGCUUGAGGGCUUCUGCUGAUUAUGCCCGCUUAGUUAACCUUGUCAGUUUUACGGUACUUUAAAGGGCUGUUCUGUUAGAUUAUUUUUCUGAUUUUUUAUUUGAUUAUGUUUUUCAAUAGUAAUCUUUCUUUUUAUAUAACAUGGCAUGCAACAGAGUACAAGAUGCACUCAUGUGAAACACUAUUGCCAUUAAUGAAUGAUAUCAGUGUAUAUUGUGAUAUAUGAAGAAUCGGAAACAUUCAAUCUACAUGUAAUAAAUAUUACCAUGUAGUGGAUUAGACAGAAUUAAUGAGGAAAAACCUUCACCAUACACAAUGACCUGAACCAAGUUGACAUCUUGUGUGGAAUAUUACUUCAAAACAUAAACCUUCAAUAAUUACUAUAGAUAAAAACCCCUUCAUUUCACACAAUGAUCUGUAAAAACUUCAUCUAAAUUUAGUUUGGAAUAAAACUUUAAAAAAUA
This is a messenger RNA of Mya arenaria, 3052 nucleotides long. RefSeq names its product HIV Tat-specific factor 1-like. The coding region runs from base 80 to 2017 and encodes 645 amino acids. The transcript is spliced from 11 exons. Gene Ontology annotation, cellular component: U2-type spliceosomal complex; U2 snRNP. The record is from RefSeq and is a predicted model, not a curated record. Lineage: Eukaryota; Metazoa; Mollusca; Bivalvia; Myida; Myidae. Gene Ontology annotation, biological process: mRNA splicing, via spliceosome. Gene Ontology annotation, molecular function: RNA binding.